Oryctolagus cuniculus (rabbit) is the source of this 2390-nucleotide messenger RNA. RefSeq names its product neuraminidase 2 (gene NEU2). The record is from RefSeq and is a predicted model, not a curated record. Gene Ontology annotation, biological process: ganglioside catabolic process; oligosaccharide catabolic process. Gene Ontology annotation, cellular component: membrane; intracellular membrane-bounded organelle; cytoplasm. NCBI's taxonomy places the organism in Eukaryota, Metazoa, Chordata, Mammalia, Lagomorpha, Leporidae. Gene Ontology annotation, molecular function: exo-alpha-sialidase activity.
AGGGGGCGCCCAGACUCCAGGGGAAGUGGGGAACGCAGGCGUCACUUAGGACCUCUUGGAGAAGGCUCCUUUGCCUCUGCUCACCAGGCCCGGCUUCCUGCCCACGCCCCUGCCCUCGCCUGCGAGCGCUCGCCUACGUUGUUCCUCUGUUGACACAAACAAGACUUCUGGCUACCAGCCCCAUGGCCACCUGCCCGGUCCUGCAGAGGGAGACCUUGUUCCAGCUGGGAAGCCACACCUACAGGAUCCCGGCUCUGCUCUUCCUGCCCCAGCAGAAGACGCUGCUGGCCUUCGUGGAGAGGCGGGGGAGCAAGACGGAUGAGCACGCCGAGUUGAUCGUGCUGCGCCGGGGAGACUACGAUGCAGCCACCCACCGGGUGCAGUGGCACGCGCAGGAGGUGGUGGCCCAGGCGCAGCUGGAGGGCCACCGGUCCAUGAACCCCUGUCCCCUGUAUGACGCGAAGACGGGGACUCUCUUCCUCUUCUUCAUCGCCAUCCCGGGACAGGUCUCUGAGUACCACCAGCUCCACAGCAAGGUCAACAAGACACGGCUGUGCCACGUCACCAGCUCCGACCACGGGAGGACCUGGAGCCAGGCCACAGACCUCACCAGCUCCGUCAUUGGCCAGGCCCACAGCGCAUGGGCCACCUUUGCCGUGGGCCCCGGGCACUGCCUGCAGCUGCGCAGUGGCAGCCUGGUGGUGCCCGCCUACGCCUACCGGAACCUGCCCGACCUCCCGCACCCUUCCCCCUACGCCUUCUGCUUCCUCAGCCAGGACAACGGGCGCACGUGGAACACGGGGAACUUUGUGGCCCCACAGACCCUGGAGUGCCAGGUGGCAGAAGUCAGGGCUGGGGGGCAGAGGCUGCUGUAUCUCAACGCCAGAAGCCCACAGGGCUCCAGGGUCCAGGCCCAGAGCACCAACGGUGGGCUCGAUUUUCAGGAGGCCCAGGCCGUGAAGGCGCUCGUGGAACCCCCCCACGGCUGCCACGGGAGCGUGGUCAGCUUCCCCAGCCCCACGGCGGGGCCACAACGCCGGGGGAGGUGGCUGCUCUACACCCACCCCACCGACUCCCAGCAGAGGUCCAACCUGGGCGCGUACCUCAACCAGCAGCCGCCCAACCCCGAGACCUGGUCGCAGCCCACGCUGCUGGCCACGGGCAGCUGCGCCUACUCGGACCUGCAGAGCAUGGGGCCCGGGCCCGACGGCUCGCCUCUGUUUGGGUGUCUGUACGAGGCCAAGAAUUACGAGGAGGUGGUCUUCCUACUGUUCACGCUGAAGCAGGCCUUCCCGACCGCGGUCGCGGCUACGGCUGAGUCCGAGUGAGCCCACGAGCAGACACACCGGGGAACGGCUUUGCAGAGAGAGAGAGAGAGAAGCCGGGCCUGGGACAACGAAGCCAGCUCAAGUCACUGCCUCUACCAGGACCCGUGCGGCAAACACCACACCCUUGCGGUUGCGGCCUAAAGCUACAGAACAGCAUUCCUGCCCAGCGCUGGAGGCUGCAAUCUGAAGUCAAGCUGUGGGGGCUGCUCCCUCCAAAGGCUGCGGGGAGAUCCUUCCUCACGAUCCGGCUCCCGGGGUCUCCCGCUGCGUCACUCUGGUCCCUGCCUGCGUCUUCCCACAGCCCUGCCCCCUUGGUUCUCCCUUCUGCCUCCCAUAGGACCCGUGUCACUGCACCUGGGGCCCUCGCCAAUAAUCCAGGCUGAUUCCACCCCUCAAGAUCUGCAAGGCCCUUCCUUUCUCCAAAUAUGGCCAUGUUCACAGACGCUGGGGCUCAGCACCAGCACUUAGCUGUGGGGGCCACCGUGCAGCCCACUGUAGCCAUCGCAAGUUCUUUUGUAGCCAUGAGGUAGCCAAGGUGGGAGAGAAGCCCAGUGGACCUGAGAGUUCAGAACAGCAGAGGUGGGAGGGUCGAGGUUGUCCUGUGUCUGUGUGCAGACCUGCACUGGGACACGGGGUCUUUGGUGACCUGAGAGCCACACAGAGCUGGAGUGGGGAGGGGUACUGUGCUGGCCUUCCUGUAAGAAAGAACAGGGACAGGGCUGGCGCUGUGGCAUAGGGAAUAAAACCGCCACCUGCAGCGCCAGCAUCCCACAUGGGCACGAGUUCGUGUCCCGGCUGCUCCAAUUCCGAUCCAGCUCCCUGCUAAUGCGCCUGGGAAAGCAGCGGAGGGUAGCCCAAGUACUUGGGCCCCAGGACCCACAUGGGAGACCUGGAAGAAGCUCCUGGCUCCUGGCUUCAGAUCAGCUCAGCUCUGGCUGUUGUGGCUAUUUGGGGAUUGAACCAGUGGAUGGAAGAUUCUUUCUCUCUCUGUCUCUCUGCCUCUGCUUCUCUGUAACUCUGCCUUGCAAAUAAAUAAAUAAAUAAAUAAAUAAAUAAAUAGAU